Tetranychus urticae (two-spotted spider mite) is the source of this 1747-nucleotide messenger RNA. RefSeq names its product nuclear pore complex protein Nup54. The record is from RefSeq and is a predicted model, not a curated record. Gene Ontology annotation, biological process: protein localization to nuclear inner membrane; nuclear pore organization; NLS-bearing protein import into nucleus. Lineage: Eukaryota; Metazoa; Arthropoda; Arachnida; Trombidiformes; Tetranychidae. Gene Ontology annotation, molecular function: structural constituent of nuclear pore. Gene Ontology annotation, cellular component: nuclear pore; nuclear pore central transport channel.
AAAAAAAAUUCAAACCCAUCUCAGUUGUUACUUUUACUGUGAAAUUCAAAAACUAAAGCCAUCUGAAUUAUCGGUGUUAUUAUUUUAUUUAUUUUAAUUAUUUCCUUAAUAUAAUUAUAUUAUUAAAGUCUUAUACUUAAAGUUACUUGGAUCGGCAUAGUUUGGUUCUCUGUUCAUCUCCAAAGUUCUGGUCUUGGUGUGCCACUGUGAUUAUAUACACCUUGUUUCCUGCUUAUUAUUUAUCCAAUUUUAAUUUGUUUUGACUGUUCGUUGCCAUUUUGUUAACGGAAUCCAAUACUAAAAUAGAAAUGGAUCUUAAUCAGCCAAGCGUUUUCAACCCAAAAAUGUUCAAUGAUGAAAGAGACCAAGUCCUCGGAUUGUUCAAUAAAUUACAAGCGUACUGGGGAACUGGGAAAGCAUUUUACAUGCAAGGCCAAGCACCUAUCGAUUUAAAUCAACAUCAACCCAACCAUAGAUUUAAAGCCAUCGGUUAUUCCAAAAUUAAAUCCGAGGAAGCAAGUGAAAGCAAAUUUGGUGUUGUUAUUUCAAUGGAAGGAGGUGAAAGUCAGAUGAACACGGCCAUACUUCAAUACGAGAAUAAUUUAAAAGGUUUAUUUGGUCAAAAUUAUGUUCCCAAAGUAGAAGCGAGCAAAAUUUUACCAGAUAACAAAGCUAUGUUGAUGAUUACAGUAACAGAUACAGCAACCAACCUUAAAUUACCAGCCCGACAAAUAAUUCUUUUCCUCAACCAGAUGAAUGUCAAAAUGCAGUUACCAAAUGUUUUCCAAAAUAAAUUCUGUCAAUUGGUUCCUUUACAUCCUCCGUCAAAACAAGAAAUCGACGAGUAUCUAAAGGUUGUACCAGCAGGGAUCGAUGAGCUUAUAUGGAAUCAAGCCAAGCUAAAUAAUCCUGAUCCUGAAAAAUUUAUCCCUGUUCCUUUGAUUGGAUUUGCUGCUCUUAAUGAACGGUUCAAGUUACAGGAACAAGAAGUUCAACAACAAAGAUUACAAUUAAAAUUAAUUAUGGACGAGAUAGAAAAUAUAACCAAAAGUAUUGCCGUGAUAAAAAUUUUGGUUGAAGAAUGUAAACGGAAAAAUGUUCUCUUAAGUAAUCGAGUUUUAUCUCUAAUGGUUUGGCAAAUGGUUAAAAGACGUCGCUUUUAUCCUGUUCAAGCCUAUGAAGAUCAAUUGAGAGCAAAAUUGGAAGAUUUACAGCGAGAAAUCAAUGAACAAGGAAAGCUAAAAUCAAAUCUAAAUGAUCUGAUGAUUAAACUGAAACAACUUCAAAAUCAUCAGACCGCACCAUCAUUUACUAUUGAUGAAAAUCUCCUGAAAGAUGUUAAAUCACACCUCACCCAGGAACAAGAUGCCAUUCAACAUCUUUUAUCAUUAGUUAAAAAUUUGCCUAAAAAAACUCAAACUUGAUUAUUUUCCCGAUUGCUAGGAAAGUUAAUCAUUUUGACCAAACAAUGUAAAACUGUUAACUCAUACCUAAAUAGCAACUCCAACUGCCUUUUCUAAAAUUUCAGUCUUGAAACUCUUUCUACACUGAUUGUUAUAUGAUAAACUCGGUUUACUCGUCAAAAUGUUAAACAAUUUAUUAAAUCUCAACUAACAGUGUCUAUUUAAUCUGAAACCUUCGUACGGAUUAAACAAGAUAGUUCAAUGACUAAGAAUGUAUAAUAUUUCAAGGUGUGUAAGGGUUUUAACCAUGUUUUAUCCAUUAAAAAUUUUGAAUCAGUUAUUAA